AUGAGAAUCUGGUGGGUCCUGCUUGCCAUUGGAACCUGUACAGGGAACAUAAACUCACAGGACAUGUGCAGGCAAGGGCAUUCUGGCAUCCCUGGGAAUCCUGGGCACAAUGGCUUGCCUGGAAGAGACGGACGAGAUGGAGCAAAGGGGGACAAAGGUGAUGCAGGAGAGCCAGGACUUCCUGGAGGCCCAGGAAAGGAUGGAAUGAAUGGACAGAAAGGAGAACGAGGAGCAGAUGGAAGAGUGGAGGCAAAAGGCAUGAAAGGUGAACCAGGUUCAAGAGGACCUCCUGGGAAGCACGGCCCAAAGGGACUUGUCGGUUCCAUGGGAGAGCAAGGCCUCAGAGGAGAGACUGGCCCUCAAGGGCAAAAGGGAAAUAAGGGUGAAGUGGGGCCCACUGGGCCAGAAGGCUUACAGGGCAGCCCUGGACCUGUGGGUCCAACUGGCAUACGUGGCCCUAUUGGCCCCCUUGGAAAGCCUGGUCCCAAGGGAGAUGCUGGGCCCCUGGGGCCCCAGGGUGAGCCAGGAGUCCGAGGAAUGAGAGGCUGGAAAGGCGAUAGAGGAGAAAAAGGGAAAAUUGGUGAGACGCCCGUGUUGCCCAAAAGUGCCUUCACUGUGGGGCUCACCGUGUUGAGCAAGUUUCCUUCUUCAGAUCUACCCAUCAAAUUUGACAGGAUCCUGUACAAUGAAUUCAACCACUUCAACGUGGCCACUGGGAAGUUCACCUGCCACAUUGCCGGGGUCUAUUACUUCACCUACCACAUCACGGUGUUUUCCAGGAAUGUGCAGGUGUCUUUGGUCAGAAACGGGGUGAAAGUUCUGCAUACCAAGGACGGUUACUUGAGCUCUGAGGACCAGGCAUCCGGGGGCACGGUUUUGGAGCUGAAGCUUGGAGAUGAGGUGUGGAUGCAGGUGACAGGAGGAGAGAGGUUCAAUGGCUUGUUUGCAGAUGAAGAUGACGACACUACGUUCACAGGCUUCCUACUGUUCCCCAGCUCCUGA
Orycteropus afer afer is the source of this 1002-nucleotide messenger RNA. Its product is annotated as complement C1q and tumor necrosis factor-related protein 9A. The transcript is spliced from 3 exons. The record is from RefSeq and is a predicted model, not a curated record. Gene Ontology annotation, molecular function: protein binding. Lineage: Eukaryota; Metazoa; Chordata; Mammalia; Tubulidentata; Orycteropodidae. Bases 1 to 1002 code for a protein of 333 amino acids.